CAAAAGAAUACAAAUGUGGAAACUGUUGCUUAACGCCACCUCUCAAUGCCCUUUAUCACCAUACGUUUCAGUUUCUUAUUAAUUACUUCAAAAUUCCUCUCCCACAUUUUUUAUUUCUCUCCUCCUCUCUUCUAACCUUCCACGUACCCUAAAUUACAAUAAUUAAUGGACUCGUGUGCAGACAACACUAACCAUCAUCGUACUUCCACAGACGACGAUCUUACGCCGUCGUCAUCGUCAUCAACGGCGGUGGCUGUGGCGGUGCAAAGGGCGCUGAGAUUGAUAGAAGCGGCGGAGAUAGAGGGGAAAAUAGAAGGUGCUAAAUUAAUAAGAAAGCUCACGAAAACUUCGCAAAGAUGUCGGCGGCAAUUAUGUGAAGCAGUUCCUCAUCUUGUUUCUAUGUUGUCUGUUGUUCAGUGUUAUGAUGCUCACGAGUCGGCUCUGCUUGCGCUUCUUAAUCUUGCUGUUCAAGAUGAAAAGAAUAAGAUAAGCAUUGUUGAAGCUGGAGCUUUAAAGCCAAUAAUCAGCUUCCUUCAGUCGGAGGAUUCAAAUUUACAAGAGUAUGCAACGGCAGCUUUGCUCACAUUAUCUGCUUCUUUGACGAACAAGCCAAUUAUAAGCGCUUCUGGUGCGAUUCCUCUACUUAUAGAAAUCCUUAGCGACGGAAGUUCACAGGCCAAGUUUGAUGCUGUUAUGGCACUUUCUAAUCUUUCAACACAUCCAGAUAAUCUGAGCAUUGUGCUUGAAAAUGACCCGAUUCCUCAUCUAGUUUAUUUACUCAAGACCUGUAAAAAAUCGUCGAAAAUGGCCGAAAAAUGCUGCGGUCUCAUAGAAUCUUUGGUUAGUUUCGAUGAGGGUAGAACAGCAUUGACAUCUGAAGAAGGCGGAGUUCUUGCUGUUAUCGAAGUACUAGAAAAUGGAUCUAUUCAGAGUCGAGAACAUGCAGUCGGGGCUUUACUGACAAUGUGCCAAACCGACCGAUGUAAAUACCGAGAACCAAUUCUUCGAGAAGGUGUGAUUCCAGGACUUCUCGAGCUUACUGUACAAGGAACACCCAAGUCUCAGAAAAAAGCUCACACCUUACUGCAGUUACUGAGGGAAACUCCGUAUCCACGGUCCGAGUUUCAAGCUGACACACUAGAGAAUAUUGUGUGCAACAUUAUUUCACAGAUAGAUGGAGAUGAUCAAUCCGGUAAGGCGAAGAAAAUGCUAGCGGAAAUGGUGCAAGUUAGCAUGGAACAGAGUUUGAGACAUUUACAGCAAAGGGCUGCUAUGGUAUGCACCCCAACUGAUCUGCCUAUUAGUAAGUGUACUUCUGAACUUUUCUUGAAAUGAUUUUUUGAGGUAUCAGAAGUUUUUCCUUCUGUGUUUUUCGGUUUCGCAUGUCGGUUUUGUGAGAUAAGACUUCCUUGUAAAGAAAAAGGUAUAGUGAAGAAGAUGCUAGUCCAGGCCCUAGUGUUGGUAUCUGGUGACUGGUAAUCUGGAUGAUGUAUGAAUUGGAAAUCAUAGUUUUGUAGUUUGAUUUAAAAAAAACAUUGGCUUGUAAUUAAAGAAACUUUUGAAAUUUGAAACAAUUGAAUAUCUUAGAAUUUCAAAUUGGCACGUAA
This is a messenger RNA of Mercurialis annua (annual mercury), 1607 nucleotides long. RefSeq names its product U-box domain-containing protein 2. Gene Ontology annotation, cellular component: cytoplasm; nucleus. Gene Ontology annotation, molecular function: protein binding. Lineage: Eukaryota; Viridiplantae; Streptophyta; Magnoliopsida; Malpighiales; Euphorbiaceae. The record is from RefSeq and is a predicted model, not a curated record. The transcript is spliced from 2 exons. The coding region runs from base 166 to 1335 and encodes 389 amino acids.